This is a messenger RNA of Megalobrama amblycephala (Wuchang bream), 1886 nucleotides long. Its product is annotated as cytochrome P450 7A1. Gene Ontology annotation, biological process: cholesterol homeostasis; bile acid biosynthetic process. The record is from RefSeq and is a predicted model, not a curated record. Gene Ontology annotation, molecular function: iron ion binding; oxidoreductase activity, acting on paired donors, with incorporation or reduction of molecular oxygen; steroid hydroxylase activity. The transcript has 6 exons. NCBI's taxonomy places the organism in Eukaryota, Metazoa, Chordata, Actinopteri, Cypriniformes, Xenocyprididae. The coding region runs from base 162 to 1730 and encodes 522 amino acids.
UGCAUGAGUGAGAAGCUCAGGAAGAUGGUGAAAGUUCGCGUGUUAUAGCAUAUUAUGUUGCGUCAAACGCGCUGCGGGGGCGCGCCUGAAGGCGAGGUCUUGGAACACGCUCCCGAAAUGUAGUUCAUUGAAAAGAUCAAAACUCAAGGACAAAACCUGAAAUGGCUACGUCUGUACUCCUGGUUUCCGCGAUUCUCCUCACACUUCUGAUCGUGUGGAUAUGCGGCCACUCACGGAAAAGGCGGUCAGGAGAGCCUCCGCUGGUCCCCGGCUGGCCCUUCAUUGGAGUCACUCUGGAUUACGUCUCAAACCCGUUACGCUUCUUAAGAGACACUCAGAAGAAACAUGGGGAUGUUUUCACAUGUGCGAUUGCUGGGAAGUACUUCACUUUUGUCACAGACCCUUUUUCUUUCUCCGCUGUGGUCCGGCAAAGCAAACAUCUUGACUUUCAUAAGUUUUCUCUUAGUUUUUCGCGUCGGGUCUUUGGUCAUGCAGACUUCAACCAUCCGCUGUUCAGUGAGAGUUAUAGGGAAGUUCACGGGAUUUUCCGUCAGACGCUUCAGGGCCCUCCUCUGCAGCAGCUCGCCGAGACCAUGCUGUGCAAUCUGCAGACGGUUCUGGAACGAGGUCUGCCGUGCGAACACGACUGGCUUGAAGAAGGGCUUCAGAGCUUCACAAACCGCAUCAUGUUCGAGGCAGGGUUCCUCACUCUUUUCGGGAAGGACGCAGGGUUUCUUCAGUCCGGUGGCAUGACAGGCAGCAGAAUAUGCAUGCAGAAAGCGGAGCAAGAUUUUCUGGUGUUUGAUCGUGCGUUCCCUCUGCUGGCUGCGGGGCUUCCCAUCAGUCUGAUUGCGCAAGCGUGGCGAGCGAGAGAAGCUUUAGCAGAGGAACUGCUGCAUGAUGAGCUUCAUCAGCGGAAAUGCAUCUCAGAUCUGAUUCUGCGCAGAAUGGACGCUUUUGAUCGCAUGCAUUUGGAUGAAACUGGAAAAGCACGAACACAUGUGUGCAUGCUGUGGGCGUCACAAGCGAAUACUCUGCCAGCUGCCUUCUGGAGCCUGUACUACACACUCAGAUCUGUUGAGGCUUUGACCGCCGCGCGCACAGAGAUCGACAGCGUUCUGUCAGACCAGUUAUUAAACAACCAGGACCAAAGAAUCCACCUUUCCAGAGAGCAGCUGGACUCUAUGGCUGUGUUAGAAAGUAUUAUCCAGGAAGCUCUUCGCCUGUCGAGUGCCUCCAUGAUGAUCCGUGUUGCCAGCGAUGACUUUACUCUGACGCUGGAUUCCGGUCAGACAGCUGCUGUUAGAAAAGGAGAUUACGUUGCUCUUUAUCCUCAGCUCAUACACCUGGAUCCUGAAAUCUACCCCGAUCCCACAGAGUUCAAAUAUGACCGCUUCCUGGAUGAGAGAGGUCAACGUAAGAGUCAUUUCUUCAAAAGCGGCCGACGACUGAAGCAUUUCUUGAUGCCGUUUGGUUCUGGUGUCAGCGAGUGCCCCGGACGGUUUUUUGCAGUGCACGAGAUCAAACAGUUCCUCGCGUUAACACUGUGGCGUUACGAUCUACAGCUCUGUGACGCUGACGUCACGCUGGAUCCAGACAACGGCCGCGCGGGCCUGGGAGUUCUGCCACCCUCACGGGACGUCCUCCUCAGAUACAGAAGAAGAACAAACUCCACCACUGACAGUGAAAGCGUACGAUGCAAGAAGGAAUAUGAGGAUCUUAGCCUGUGAAAUGGAUAUAUUUCAUAUAUAUAUAUAUGUGUGUGUGUGUGUGUUAAAUUAUGAUUCUAUUUGUUAUUAUAGACUUUGUAUGUUUGACUCAAAGACUUUCUUUUCAAUGCAAAAAUAUUUUUAUGAUAUCAAUAAAAAUGUAGCAUUUUGCACAAA